GACAAAAAUUCUGUAAUGAAUCAAGAGUGGAAAACGCCUUCUGCGGCGAGUAGCAGAUCGUCCAGUCAACGCUCCAAUUCGUCCUCGACCGGAGACACGCGACGGACGUCGGCAUCAACGUCUUAUUCGGGGAAGAUAAGCCAGAAUUCUGCGGGCAGCGCGAGCGAGCUGCUGCAGCCUGAGGACGUGCACGCAGCCCUGAAGAACAUGCUCUUCCCGCGCAACUGCGACAGCCUGUGCGUGCUGGGACAGGACUCGCGGACCCUGAUGGCCGAAUACCCAGGCAUGAUGAAGCUGAAGGUCGUGUACUCGCUGAUGGUGGAGCAGCAAGUGAAGCAGUUCAAGGCCAGCAUGGUGUUGAAGCAGCAGCCGCGGUCGGUCGAGGGCCAGCGGCUCUUCGCCAGGGAGCUGGCCUUCUACAGGCACGUCGACCCGCAGCUGCGCCACGUCAUGGUGCAGACGAUGCAGUCGCCCGUGCCCAGGAGCUACCUCACCAGGGGCCACUGCGAGCUCCCCAAGCACCGCAACCCCUCGAUGCCCUUCCACAAGGGCGCCCCGGAGCCCGGAUGCGACGUCAACGCGCCAUCCGUGCUGAUCCUGCAGGACCUCUCGGUCGACGGCUUCCGGCCGGCCCACCAGCAGCCAGAGAUGGACUACAGACACUGCUCGGCUGCCCUCAGGGCGCUCGCGGUGCUGCACGGCAGCUCGGCAGUCGUCGACCGCUCCGACCCGAAGCUUAAGCGCGGAUCGUACCUGAAGACGGCCUUUCCCUUCCUCGUGCCAGACAGGUGCAUGACCGCCAGUCAGGAGAGCCUGUACGAGCGGGGAAUGCGAGUGAUCGGCGCCCUGGGACCGCACAUGGAGCCGCAGCAUCUGCUGCCUGGACGCGACGUCAGCAAAGUGGUUCGAUUCCUCCAGCGCCACUUGCAUCGUCUGAUCGAGGACAUCCUGACGCCGCACCCUGAGCAGCUGAACACCCUGUGUCACACCAACUGCAUGAGUGCCAGCAACCUGCAAUUUAUCCAGGACCAACGCCACCGCCCUGUCCAGUGCAAACUUAUUGGUCUUGGCCAGGUGCGCUACUGCAGACCGGCAGUCGACAUUGCCCUCAUUCUUUACUGCGCUGGCGACCGGGAAGUCAGAGCUUCAAAGGUGAACCUGUUGGUGGAAGUGUACCGCGAGGAGUUCAACAACACGCUCGAAAAGUGCCAGAGGAAGCACCACUCGGCGCUGCCGACGUCCGUCGGCCUUCUGAGCGCCAGCCACCUGGCCGAGGCGCUGAUGGAGACCAAGCUGUUGGGCGUAGCGAUGCGCGCAAUGAUCGUGGCGACGGAGUUCGGCGUGGCCAAGAAAGGCCUCUCGGACGAGGAGGCGGCCGUGCGGGAAUUCAGCAAGAACAAGCAGUACCGCAGCAGAGCGACCGAGGCCGUCAGGGACCUGAUGGAGGCCAUCGAACCCUACAUCGGCGACUGCUGGCUGACCUCGGAGCACAAACAGUGCCCUCACCACACGCACAACAACAAAUUCAAGCCAAACCCGGUGCUGCUGGCCAAAACCAAGCACACCACCGAUAAUUGAAAUAAAAUCACGAUAUAUACAGAUGUUAAAAUUAAU
Cloeon dipterum is the source of this 1614-nucleotide messenger RNA. RefSeq lists its product as uncharacterized. The record is from RefSeq and is a predicted model, not a curated record. The transcript has 3 exons. NCBI's taxonomy places the organism in Eukaryota, Metazoa, Arthropoda, Insecta, Ephemeroptera, Baetidae. Bases 16 to 1578 code for a protein of 520 amino acids.